GCCUCGGCUUCUUGCAUUCUCCUAAUUUCGAUUAUAUCUUGGUUGAGAAGAUAUGGGAAAGGACAAACAUAAUCAUGAUGAGAAAGGUCUUUUUUCACACCAUGGUCAUGGUCAUGGUCAUGGACAUGGAGCAUAUCCUCCUGGCGCAUACCCUCCCCCUCCUGGAGGAUAUGCCCCUCCUCCUCAAGGUUAUCCACCUCAUGGAUAUGGACAUACACCACCACAAGGCUACCCUCCAGCAGGUUACCCUCCUGGUGCAUACCCUCCUGCUGGUUACCCUGGCGCCUCUCAUUCAGGGCACGGAACGCAUGGUAGUGGCAUUGGUGCGAUGAUCGCUGGGGGUGCUGCCGCUGCUGCAGCUGCUUAUGGGGCACACCGCAUGGGGCAUGGUCACCACAUGGGUGGUGCCUUUGCACACCAUGGGAAGUUUAAGCAUGGGGGAAAAUUCAAGCACGGAAAAUUUAAGCAUGGAAAGCAUGGAGGAAAAUUCAAGAAGUGGAAGUGAUGCGCCUGUUUCGUGUGUCAACAGACUGGUUCAUACGACUUGAGAAUGUCAUAUUAACUUUCAAUAAUCCAGAUGUUCAAAGCUGGCUGCUAGACAAUUUACUUUGACGUUGUUUCCUUGGAUUAUUUUUGGCUCCAACAUGGCAUAUUUAGACCAUGCCUUUGGGUCAUUUGUUUUGUUCAUUAAUGUUUAUUUAUUUAUUAUAUGAAAACCCCCUUCAAGUAGAAAUCUUAUAAACUUUUUCAUUUUGUUCCCAAAUUCAAGCAUAUAAAUAGACUCUUUAUAAUGUCUAUGGCAAUAAUGGCAUAGCUCCAAAUGUAAACAAAGGCAUAAUAAUCCGAGUGAAAGAAAAUAUAACCUUUACU
Rubroshorea leprosula is the source of this 870-nucleotide messenger RNA. The record is from the annotation of a GenBank genome assembly. Lineage: Eukaryota; Viridiplantae; Streptophyta; Magnoliopsida; Malvales; Dipterocarpaceae.